Molecule: messenger RNA, 1590 nt
Organism: Teleopsis dalmanni
Lineage: Eukaryota; Metazoa; Arthropoda; Insecta; Diptera; Diopsidae
Product: proline-rich protein 36-like
Exons: 3
Coding region: 1-1590 (529 amino acids)
Source: RefSeq, a predicted model, not a curated record
AUGAAAGCGAAAGUUUUUAGUUUAAUAAUUGUAGUAGCAUUGCUACUAGUAAACGGUAGUGAAACGCUAAAAAUAAAAAAAAUUAAUGACAAAAAAUCGAUAGCAACAAUAUUCAAUACUAAAGAAGAGGAUAGAUCAACAGUAGAUAGCGAAACUGACAAAGAAGUACAUAAACGUGGAAUAUUUCAUCAUGGUGGACUAUUAAGUGCACAAAGUAGUUUCUGGCCAAAGACUUAUGCUUCACAUUAUGGAUACAGUUUAAAUUUACCAAGUUCUACUUCAUUUGCUAAUAUCGCAGCGCCAAGUUUUGCUACUGCACAUGCACCAGCAGUGCUAAAGUAUCCAAGUGGUCUGCACUUCAAGUCCUUUGCAGCACCUGCGCUAGCUGGAGUUAGUGGGUUUGGUGCUGUUAACACUCUUGGAGCUAUAGGUGCUGUGCCAGCAGCAGCUGUUCCUACACAUACUGCCGCACCAUACAUUUUGCGUCCUGGUGGAGCUGUUGUUUCUUCGUACAAUGUUAAUUAUCCACAGGCGUAUCGUAAGCCAGCAGUAAUUGUGCAACAAGUGAAUCCUGUUGCACAUGUACCAGUACAACCAAUACAACCAGUGCAACAUAUACAGCCACUGCAACAUAUUCAGCCAGUGCAACAUAUACAGCCAGUGCAACCAGUGCAACAUAUUCAACCAGUGCAAUCAGUGCAACAUAUACAGCCAGUUCAUCAUAUACAACCAGUUCAACAUACAACAUUUGUGCAGCCAAAUCCAGUAGCUGCACUUCCCACACUGCCAGCACUUCCAGCUGUACCUGCACUGCCAUCCAUACCUGCACAACCGGCAUUACCAGCCAUCCCAGCCAUUCCAGCAAUACCAGCACAACCGGCAUUACCAGCUGUACCGGCAGAUUUCCCAUCGAUACCAGCUUUCCCAGCACAGCCGGCCAUUCCGUCUUUUCCCUCCCUACCAUCAAUUCCCGCAAUUCCUUCUUUCCCAGCACAACCAGCUGCUUCAGCUUUUCCUGCAAUACCCACCUUUCCAACCCAACCUGCUUUUCCAGUGAUCCCAUCCAUACCAACCGUACAAACUUUACCACGUCCACAACGUCCACCAACAUUUAUUACAAUUCCUAUACAGCCAUCGUUUAGUUUAGUACCAGGUCUUGUGCCUUUACCUGAUACACCAGCUGCCACUCCACCAGAUACUGGUAGUGCGGAAGCUGCUCCACAAAUACCUGUUUCUCCCACAGUACCAGCACCUUUACCAUCACCAGUUCCCGAACCAGAUAUACCUGCCGUACAACCAACAGAACAACCUUGGAAACCAAUCUUAUAUAAUCCACCCACUCAGGGCACACCAGUCAAUGCCAAUCGUCCUUCCAUAACUCUGCUGCCACCAUAUGGUAGUUCACCUGCCGAAGGUUACUUGCCACCGUCUGCUCCGUCUGCUCAAUUGCAACAAAGCGGUAAUGGAAUAUUUGAGCAAUUAAGCGAUUCUGAAAUAGCGCAUAUCUUUGCUGAGGCCAACCUUGCUCUACAACAACAGCAGAGUCAACAUCAUCAUCAUCAUGCUGCUUAUCAUCAUCAUAAUUAUUAA